This is a messenger RNA of Funneliformis mosseae, 279 nucleotides long. Lineage: Eukaryota; Fungi; Glomeromycota; Glomeromycetes; Glomerales; Glomeraceae. The record is from the annotation of a GenBank genome assembly.
AAGCAUUGGUCAGUGCGUGUUUGUGGAAAUAGGAUUAAACAUGGAGCAAAGAAUCAGGACCCGCCUUCAAGCAGUAUGAAUAUUAUGGUAGGAAAAAUUCCUGUUCCUGCUUUUGAAGAUACUCUUGAGAAAUAUCUUAAAUCUGUUGGAUAUUUAGUAAAUUUGAGGAAUACGCAAAGACCAAGCUGCUAUAAUAGAAUUUCAAAGCCCGCUAUGAUUGGCAAGGAAUUGAGACAGUUGUUGUUAAAUUUCAACAAUCCCAACAUGAUUAAUUGGUAG